AUGUUGCACUACCGGCCAUACGUAAAGCGGUAUAUGACAAAUAUCGCAGCGAAGUCUUGGAUUUCAUCGUCUCGGAUAUGUGCGCCAGUUGCGAGGAGUUCUACUUCUCUGUCGCAUAGGACGUUUGGCAGCCAGGCCGAGUCCGCAAUCGAAGAUGAGAGGCGGUCCGGAAGGAGAAGUGGAGAACCGCAGCAGAGGUUCAGGAUAAGUAGGGACUCAGAGCGAUCCCAAUCAACGUCGUUUUCGAAAGGGGAUAUCUCUGGGAUAAAUCGGUUUGGCAGCCAUGAUUACGCCGUCGUUGGGCCCGAGAGGCGGCGGGACUUGAAAUACCGGGAUCCGCUGAAAUUGGCGGACGAUACACUUGCGAAGCUCAAGAAAGAUAGAUUCGAAGAGGCCGAAGAUUUGGUUCGGAGAUCAAGCGCUGCAAUCGAUUGUACAGUUGGCUGGAACCAUCUUAUCGAUUGGCAAUGCAAGAAGGGAAAGAUAAACAGCGCCGUUAAGUCAUACAACGAGAUGAAGAAACGAGGCCAGACGCCUGAUGCAUACACAUAUACUCUCAUAUUCAGGGGCUUGGCACAGCAUGCGCAUCAGCAUCCAUCUGCUGUUGCUCACGCAUUGUCGAUAUACCAUUCUAUGGACGCCGAGAAUGCCCCUGUCCAGCCCAACAUCAUUCACACCAACUCUGUGCUAAAAGUAUGCGCACAGGCGGGGGAUAUGGAUGCUCUGUUUGGAAUUUCUGCUAAACUGCGAGAUAAGGGCAUACGGGCUCCAAACAACCUCACAUUUACCAUCAUAUUCAACGCGAUUCGUGAUAACGCAAUCAAAAGACUCACGACCGAAAUCAGCGCAGAAGAGCUUAGGCCACUUCGGGACAAGUCUGUGAUGGACGCACGACGAAUGUGGGAUGACAUAGCGAGCCGCUGGCGACAUGGUGAUCUUUGGAUCGAUGAAGAACUUGUCUGCAGUUUGGGCAGGAUCCUGCUGAUGGGAGGUGACAGAGACAGGGAUGAUGUAUUUGCCCUCCUCAGGCAGGCUAUGAAGAUCCCACAACUCGUUAUACCACAUGGAAGACGAGUCGAGGCAAUUGAGAAACCACAAGAGAGCGAAUCACUGGAAGAGUGGGAAAAUGUAAAACUAGACCAGGCCAGGGUUGAUUCUGGCCCUUCUCUCGCCUCACACGGUCAAUUUAAACGGAUAGUUCCAGCGACUCGCAAGGACACAUAUGGCAGAGGACUGAGCUCCUUCCCACGACCCGGGCGAAAUACACUAUCUCUAAUCAUGGUUGCCUUACUGAAGGCUAAGUUGGGAAAGCAGGCUACAUUAUACUGGGAGAUAUUUACUAUGCAUUAUAACGUUGAACCGGAUAGUGCGAACUACCAUGACUAUCUUCGCAUUCUACGACAGGCACGUCUCAGCGAUGAGGCAGCUGAUGUGCUUGAAAAGAUGCCCCACCAUAUGCUCGAAAAGAAGACUUUCCGCCUCGCAAUAGCAGCAUGUGCGCGCGACAAGCACAACCCAAAUUCCUUCAGUAACGCGACCAAGGUGGUCGACUUAAUGCAAGAAACCAUAGAUAAUAUUGACCUCCCUACUCUCCACAUCUACCUUGAUUGUGCGAUUGAGUCCGACACGGGCCCGAACCGUUUUCUGGAGAGCAAAACUCGCCAACUUUCCGCUGAAUAUAUCCGGCAGAUGAAGCAAGCCCUUGUCGAGGCAGACCUUGUGGAAUUGAUACCUUUCUUGGACGCGAAGGCACAGCCCGCUCAGUCCCUAGAGAGCCGGAAGCCUGAAGAUGUUAGGUUGGCCAAAUUCGAGAAGGGCAAAAGGAUCGUAGCAGCUCUCGACAGAGUAUCGCCCUCUAUCCUCAAUAUCAAGGCCACCUUGACUUAUGGGACCACAAACAAAGCGAGAUCUCGGUCACAAAGCCUCAGAGACGGCUUAAGUACAGACUCCUCGUACCAACAGGACGCUCUUAAGCUAGCCCAGAGAAUGAUCAGCGCUUAUGAUAAGCUGAUGGACGCUGGAAUGGUUCCACGAGAGGACUAUAGAACUCUUACUAGGGAACGCUCGAAGCUUACGGCCCUUGUGACGAAAUUUAAAACCAAGUACGAGCCAGAUACUUGGAACAGGUUUAAAGCCUCAAGCUUUAGGACUUGGAAUAAGGAGAGACCAGAGAUACCAGCAACGGAGAAAGUAGCUGAGCAGGCUACAGAGAGCGUAGUUGAGCAGACUACAGAAACAACUAGAACGGAGGACCAACCGAAAUGA
Pseudogymnoascus destructans is the source of this 2265-nucleotide messenger RNA. RefSeq lists its product as uncharacterized. Gene Ontology annotation, molecular function: protein binding. The transcript has a single exon. The record is from RefSeq and is a predicted model, not a curated record. Bases 1 to 2265 code for a protein of 754 amino acids. NCBI's taxonomy places the organism in Eukaryota, Fungi, Ascomycota, Leotiomycetes, Thelebolales, Thelebolaceae.